Messenger RNA from Thlaspi arvense, 1452 nucleotides. The record is from the annotation of a GenBank genome assembly. NCBI's taxonomy places the organism in Eukaryota, Viridiplantae, Streptophyta, Magnoliopsida, Brassicales, Brassicaceae.
AUGGAUUUCGGCGAUGGCGUUUCCUUCGCCGUCGUCCCCACUGUGUACAAGAGAGAAGACUAUAAGCGGACCAAACACGACGCCGUUUUCUCCAAGUGGAAGGUUCUAAUAGGAUCCAGCGAUUGGGAGGAUUUCAAAAACGGAAAAGACGGUGUGUGUAGAUACAGAGUCCAGAGCUUACCGCGCAAAUCUUGUCCCGGUCUGUAUGAGCUCGGUGUAGCAGUCAUCGGUCGAGACCAAGCCCGUAAGCUCGACUCCGACGAUGUCCUCGCUGCGUAUCUAGGACAAGCUGAAAGCGUUAGAACUAGACUCCAGCGUUAUGGAAGAUCCGGUGCUCACCUGCGCAAAGUUAACAACUGUGAAACCGUAGAAUCUCCGGAUAAGAAGGCUGUGACCGCCGGUUUAUUCGAGGACAUAUUCACGAAAGAUGGCUCGAUUGUGUAUAGAUGGGCUCCGAUGGGGUCUAAGAGGGAAGCUGAGGCAACAGAAGGGAUGCUUUUGAGCACGUUUGACUAUGCGUGGAACAAAGGGAGCAACGGGGAACGACGCCAGCUUGAUCUGCUCAAGAAGCUCGGUGAUGGCGAGUUCAUGAGCAGGAGAAAGUCCGGGAUAUCAAGACUGCUGUUUCCUUUUCUACGGAACCAAGUUGGUAUCAGGAUCAAAGGAGAGAAGCAUGUGCUUAAACAAGAGAGGAUGUUAAGCUGCGAUGUUGAUGGAGAGAAGAAGAGUAGUAGUUUCCUCACUUCGAUACUCAAACUCACCCGGUCUAGACCUCAACCGGUUUCAGACAGAUUAGAUGAGAUUGGUGGUUCUCGUUCUGAUUCUGUCUGUGGAGUUUUACUUGCAGAUGGUGUUUGUUGCAGUAGAAGUCCAGUCAAAGGAAGAAAGAGAUGCAUAGAGCAUAAAGGGCAGAGAGUUUGCCGUGUCUCACCGGAGAAACGCAAACCGCUACAGCCCGAGGUUUUUAUCGGACAAGAUCACAAUCACGACGACUCUGGUGUUAUGUGUGGAGUGAUCUUACCUAACAUGGAACCUUGCACUAAGAGAACUAUUUCAGGAAGAAAACGAUGUGAGGAUCAUAAAGGCAUGAGGAUCAACGCUUUCCUCUUUCUUCUUAACCAGACAGAUCGUGAGAAAACCGUCAAAGACGAGAAAUAUGAUCCCGAAUCGCAUACUGACCUAAACGAUGAAGAAGCUUUGACUCGCUUCUGUGAAGCUGCAACAAAGAAUGGCUUACCUUGCACAAGAAGUUCUCCUAAAGGAAGCAAAAGGUGUUGGCAACAUAAGGAGAAAACUUCCUGCGAUAUCUCGCCGGUAAAUGUUCCUCCGGUGGUCGGAAAACAAGUGACAUGCGGUGUUAAAAUGUGUGAUGGAUUGAUCUGUGAGAGAUCUCCGGUAAAAGGACGUAAAAGAUGUGAAGAGCACAAGGGAAUGAGAAUCAUCCCUUCAUGA